CAUCUUAUGAUAUAUUUAUGUUUUAUGCUAUAUUUUUACGUGAGCGCAUAUAAAAAAAACAGUAAUGUAAUUGGUAUCGAUUUGUGUAAUGAGAAGCAGCCAAUCACAGUUUAGUCACGUGAGUGUCGUAAACAACGGAGCUGUCGAGAUUAUAGGAAGUAAAAGACCGUAAAAUGGUAAAUGCGUAAAACAGUUAACAAUUGUAUUACCUAUUAUUUUGGCCUAUUAUUUGUCUUUCAUUUGCUCUUGCACGGUGUUUGACAUUUUUGGAUACAAUGUUGUCUGGUCAUGUAUGAGGUCCCGAUCACAACCAAUUGAGCUCAGUCAGCCUGUGAUCCAACAUGCGUCCAUGUUCUUGUGACACCUUUGUGGCUCUGCCCCCCUCCACCGAGGGGCACCGCAUCAUUUUUGGAAAGAACUCCGACAGGCCUUGUGAUGAAGUCCAGGAAGUGCUUUUUUUCCCUGCCUCAGACUAUGAGCCGGGGUCAAAGGUCAAGUGUAGUUACAUCGAGAUCGAUCAAGUUGCCCACACGUAUGCAGUUGUUUUGAGCAGACCGGCGUGGCUGUGGGGCGCAGAAAUGGGUGCAAAUGAGCACCAAGUGUGUGUUGGGAAUGAGGCUGUGUGGGGAAGAGAGAGUGCUGAAGGUGAGGAGGCUCUUCUUGGCAUGGAUCUUGUAAGGCUUGCACUUGAGAGGGCUGACACUGCUGAGAAAUGCGUGCGCGUCAUAGCCGAGCUUCUGGAGAAACACGGCCAAGGAGGAGCUUGUUUAGAGGAACAAUGUGACUUCACCUACCACAACAGUUUCCUGAUCUCGGACCGGAAGGAGGCCUGGGUGAUGGAGACCUCCGGGAAGUACUGGGCCGCAGAGAGAAUGGAAGGUGGAUAUCGCAACAUCUCAAACGAGUACAACAUCACAACUAAGAUUGACAGAGAACAUCCUGACCUGCGCAAAUAUGCACAACGUAAAGGCUGGUGGGACGGGAAGGUCCAGUUCAAUUUUGCUGCCGUCUACUCCUACAUGAACACAGGCAGAAUUGAAGCAUCUGGCAGUCGAUACUGUGAAGGAAAGAAGUUGCUGCAAAAGAGCAAUGGGCACAUCACCGCUCAGACGAUGAUGGACAUCCUGAGGGAUAAAGAGAGUGGCAUCAAUAUGGAGGGCAUGUUCAUGACAACAGGCAGUAUGGUGUCGGUGGUACCUGUGGAUCCAGCUCUGCCAGGGGUUCACUAUUUCACUGCUACUCCAUCCCCUGAAAGGUCAGUGUUCAAACCCUUCAUCUUUGUGGAAAACAUGAAAGUGGAGCUAAAGGAGACCACUUCUCCCAGUUAUGGCCCAGUAAAGAAGUCUCACUUUCAGAGCAAGCCUGACAGAAAGCACAGCUUGUUCACCAAACACGACGUGGUGUCAGCCGUUGAGACACACAAGGGGCGAGGAGAGCGGCUCACUCGCGAAAUGAGGAGGUUAGAAAGUGAGAGAAUGAAACAAAUGGAGGGGAUUCUUUGUCAUGGCAUCAAGCAGCCUGAUACUUUACUGGAUCUAUUCUCCAGCGCUGUACAGGAUGAAAUGGAGCUGUACAGCAAAGGCUUCUGAGUCAAUCAUUCAGGACACAGUUCAGACCAUAAACUAAGUAGUAUGUACCAGAAACUAUCACAAUGACAUGUAAGCUCAAAUAAAGUGUACUGCAUGUUGA
This is a messenger RNA of Phyllopteryx taeniolatus (common seadragon), 1689 nucleotides long. It is a transcript of the gene scrn3, whose product is annotated as secernin 3. The record is from RefSeq and is a predicted model, not a curated record. The transcript has 7 exons. Gene Ontology annotation, molecular function: dipeptidase activity; cysteine-type exopeptidase activity. Gene Ontology annotation, biological process: proteolysis. NCBI's taxonomy places the organism in Eukaryota, Metazoa, Chordata, Actinopteri, Syngnathiformes, Syngnathidae. Bases 342 to 1589 code for a protein of 415 amino acids.